Molecule: messenger RNA, 5901 nt
Organism: Plasmodium gaboni
Lineage: Eukaryota; Apicomplexa; Aconoidasida; Haemosporida; Plasmodiidae
Product: putative protein, unknown function
Exons: 11
Coding region: 1-5901 (1966 amino acids)
Biological process (GO): negative regulation of fatty acid biosynthetic process
Cellular component (GO): Cul4-RING E3 ubiquitin ligase complex; cytoplasm
Molecular function (GO): protein binding
Source: RefSeq, a predicted model, not a curated record
AUGAAAUACAAUUCACACCAGAACGAUAAUAUAUACAAUGAUAUAAUAAAAUUAAAAUAUAAUAAAAACUAUUCUAAUUAUAUCUACCAAAAUGUUCAGUCUAAUAAAUUUUUCAUAAGUAGAUUGAAAAAUACUAUGACCUUAAAUGGUCAUGGGUCACAGGUUAAUAGACUCAAAUGGAAUGAUGAUAAUCAUUUAUUGGCUUCAUGUGGAAGUGACAAAAAAGUUUUAAUAUGGGAUAUAAAUUCAUAUAAAUAUAAUCCUAAGCCAAAAUGCACAGUGAACACUAAUCAUGCAAAUAGUAUUUUUGGAUUAUCAUUUAUUGAUGAUGAUUUUGUUGUAACAGGUUCUAAGGAUGAACAAGUUCACGUUUAUAAUAUUAACAAUAAUUCAUAUAAUGUUAUUCAUAAUUGUCAUUCAGGAAGUGUAAGAAAUAUUGCUACAAUUCCAAGGGAAAAUAAAAAUAUAUUUUGGUCUUGUUCAGAUGAUGGCACUGUAAGACAAUAUGACACAAGAGAGAAGCAUAUAUGUGAACGUCCAUAUUGCCGAAAUGUUAUAAUAAAUUUGAAUAGAAUUGGAGAAAGAAAUAUUUUACGAAAAAAUCCUCAAGAAAUUUUUCACAAUAGAGUAAAAUUUCACAGUCAUUCCACGAAAAAUAUAUAUGAACUCAUAAGAGCAAUGAAUGAACAAAAGUUUUUUAAUGUGAAGUUUUCUUUAGAAGCUAGAUGCAUAGCUAUAAAUCCAAUUUUUAACAACUACAUUGGAUUAUGCUCUAACGAUAUGCUAUCGAGAGUUUAUGACAGAAGAAUGCUAGGAAAGUUUUCAUUAAACGAAAAGAUGACUUUAAGGAGUUGUAUUCCUUCAGAUACCUAUUAUCCAAAACAUCUAUGGAAUUACAUUGAUGAAGAAAGCGAUUUUAGGAUAAACCAUCAUCAUUUUUAUUGUACCGGUUUAGGUUGGUCUAAUGAUGGUAAAUAUUUAGGAGUGACAUAUAAUACAGAACAUGUAUAUUUAUAUGAUUUUUUAAAUAAAGAAGAAGAAAGAAGUUUAAAUUAUAACAUUAUAGAUAAUGAUACUAAAUUCGACUAUGACAAAAGUUUUGAUAUAUUAUUUCCACCAUAUUAUGAUAAAGAUAGGAUUAAAGACAAUUAUGAUUAUAUUAAUGAUCUAUCAUUAAUACAAGAUAUUGAAAAGUCAGCUAUAUCAGCUUAUGAUAAUAAAGAAUAUUAUAAAGCAGAAUAUUUAUAUAACAAUUGUUUAAAUUUGGCAAGAAAUAAAAAUAUUAGAAAAAUUUUAUAUUGUAAUUUAGCUAUGGUUUUAAUACAAAGAAAAGCAAGAAAUGAUGGUUAUUUAGCUGAACAAUAUGCAUUAGAAGCUUUAAAAUUAGAUCCAACUUAUUACAAAGCUGUAUAUAGAAGAAUUCAAGCAAAUCUUAUUAAUAAUAGAUUAAUUAAUGCGUACAGAAUUACAUUAGCAGCUUGUUCACAUUUUAAAGGUGUUUUAGAAUUUAUUUACUUAAGAAAAAAAAUUAGAAAAAUAUUGUAUUUUAUUUAUAAAGAUAAAAUAUAUUACUAUAAGAAGAAACAAAGUAAGUACAUUAAUUAUUUAAAAUAUCAAUAUCGUUAUCUGGAAAAAAAAAUAAAUAAUCAAAUUCGACAUAAAGAAGAAAAAGAAAACAUACAAGAUAACUAUCGUGAAAUUUUCGAUAUAAGUGAUAAUACUAUUUGUAGUUAUGAUAGUAUAUGUCAUGAUGAUAGUGGUUUUAAGGAUAAUAGUGAUUUUACGGAUAAUAGUGAUUUUACGGAUGAUAGUGGUUUUACGGAUAAUAGUGGUUUUACGAAUGACUCUUAUGGUAGAGAUUACUUAGACUGUUCAGAUAAAACUAGAAAGAUGAGAACUUUAGGAAAAAAGGAAAUAAAACAAAGAGAGAAAAAAGGGAACAUGGAAAGUAAAAAUAUGGAGAGUGUAAAUGAGGAGAGUGUAAAUGAGGAGAGUAUAAAUGAGGAGAGUGUAAAUGAGGAGAUUGUAAAUGAAGAGAGUGUAAAUGAGGAGAGUGUAAAUAUAGAGAGUACAAAUAUGGAGAGUGUAAAUAUGGAGAGCGCAAACAUAGAGAGAACAAAUAUGGAGAGUACAAAUAUGGAGAGUGUAAAUAUGGAGAGUGUAAAUAUGGAGAGUGUAAAUAUGGAGAGUGUAAAUAUGGAGAGCGCAAACAUAGAGAGCGCAAACAUAGAGAGUAUAAAUAUAGAGAGUGCAAAUAUAAUAAAUGAUAAAAGAAGAUAUAAUAAUUCCCAAAAUAGUAACCUUCUAAAUAUUGAGAAUGAUAGAAGUGAAACCCCUCUUAAAGAAAUGAAAGAAGAUAAAACGUUAGAAAAAAAAAAGGAAGAGACAAAUAUGAUGAUUAAAAAAUAUAACGAAAAUUAUGAGAGUUGUGAUGAUAAUGAUAUUUAUGAUAAGGUAGUGCGUCUAAGUGAUAUAAAAAAAAUAAGAGAAUAUGAAAAAAAGAAAAGAUUAAAAAAAGCAUCAUCAUUAAUAAGUACAAAAAAAUAUACAAAUAUAAUUGAUAUUAUUGCUUUAGAAGAAUUAUAUAGUAUGCCAAAUUCUUAUCCUUUUUUCUUAAUAUAUUAUGUAAGUUUCUGUUAUAGAAAUUCUAUAAACGCAUGGAAUGGAUGGCCAUCUUUUAAUGAUUUAUAUAAAACCUACAAUAUAUACAAUAAAAUAUUGAACGAAAAAAAACAAAAAGAUAAGAAAGGAAAAAAUAACAACAGUAUUCAAAGAAUUAAUUGUAACUACGAAUAUAUUUUAAAACACAAAGAAGCACAAAAUAUAUCUAAUUUUAAUAAAAAAUAUAAAAAGAACAUAUUAACAAAUAAUAACUCAAGAAAAUUUAUUAACAAUAAUAUGUUAAUGGAUACUUCCAAAAUAAAAGAAAUUCAUGAAUUAUCUAAACCUGAUAUAUAUGCAGAUUAUAAAGAAAUUAAAAAUAAUAAGAAAGAUGUUCUUUUGGACAAUAGUAAUGAUCAUAAUAUAGAAUAUAUUGCUCGACAUAUAGAUGAAACAGAUAUUCUGGAGAAAACUAAUAUAUAUGAUAAUAAUGAUAAUAAUAAUAAUAAUGAUAAUAAUGAUAAUAAUAAUGAUAAUAAUGAUAAUAAUAAUGAUAAUAAUACGAAUGAUAUAAUAAAAUAUAAUAAAAAUGGAAAAAACAUAUUAUCCCCCCCACAAAAAAAUACUAAUACAAACGCACACAUACAAUUUAAAGAGAACAAAGAAAAGAAAAUAAACACAUCAAAUAGUAUAUUGGAAAUUAAUAAUAGAAAUAUAGAUAUACAUGAAGAUGUAAAAAACGAUGAACAAAAGAAAAGAUAUGCCUGGCUAGAAGAAAAAUGUUUUAUAAGAAAAAAAAAAAGAAAAUAUAGGGGAAAAAAAAACACAAUGAAUAUGAAAAAUAAUGCAUAUUUAAAUAAAAGAAGAAAGAUAAAUAUUUUAAAAGAUGAUGAUAAUUAUAAUGAUAAUAAUGAUAAUAAUGAUAAUAAUAAUAAUAAUAAUAAUAAUAAUAAUUAUUGUCUUCAUAAUAAAGGUUGUAUAUCUUCUUUAUAUAAUACAUGUGAUUCUCAUGAAAGUGGUAAGGAACGGGAUAGAAAAAAAAAGUUAAAAACCGAAAUUAAUAAUAUUUUAGAAGAAUUAUAUAAAAAAAAAUUUCCCAGAAAUAAAAUGAGAAUAAAUUUAUACCACGAAGCUUAUCACUCUAUAUCAAUGCAACAAAGAAACAGAUUCAAUGGAAGUUUAUCUAACAUGAAUAUUGUUUCUUUGAGUGUUCAUGUAAAUAACCAAAUAAAUAGAUCAACUAAUGAUAUUAAUAUAAGCAAUGAAUAUGUAUAUGCAAAUAUAUUGAAUGAAAUCACUCGAGAUAUGUUUAGCUAUUGGGAUAGUAUAACUUAUUUAGAAAAUGUGUUCAGUCUUAUCACUUCAGAUAAUACCUUGAGUAUAGAUAAUUUUAAUAAUAAUAACGAGGAUGUCGAGGAAAAUAAAAUAAUUGGAAAGAUUGAAACGGUGUCCCAGGAAUUAUAUAACAAUUAUAAUAUCGAUGAUAUUCAAUUAGGUAAUUACAUAGAUACAUUAUUGGUAGACAACAAUAAUAAAAUUAAUAACAAUAUGUUAGCUUCGAGCUAUACAACUUCUAUUAGCGGUAACAAUACAUCUAAUUUAGGAAUACAUAUGAAUCAUAUUACAUCAUAUGAUGAUGGUUCUAUUAUAGUGGAUAGUCCAAUCACUAAAAAUAAUUCUCUAUAUAUUAAUAAUUUUUAUGAUCCUGUUUAUAAUUAUCCUAGAAAUAAUAUCAUUACAAAGAACAUAAACCAUUCCAGCGAUAAUAAUAUGUGCAUACUACAAAAUAACAGAACAAGUUACCACAAUUCAUCAAGCUACUACAGUGAUAUAUCUGAUUGGAAUAAUAAUCAGAUACCUAAAAAUAAAGUACCCAAAAAGGGAUAUAAACAUUAUUCUGAUGAAUCUGACGUAGGAAAUAAAAAAUAUAAUAAAGUAGAAAAACAAAAACAAAAUAAAAUAAAAAAUAAAAAAGUAAAAAAAGAAGAAGAAAGAAAAUAUAUUGAUACUGAACAAAAUAUAAGUGAUAAAGAAAAACCAUGUAAUGAUAUAAAAAAAAAGAUGUCUUCGUAUUAUAAAAAUGGAAAUGAUAUGAAAUCUUAUGAACAGUAUAGGAUGGGCAAAAAAAAGAAACAACAAAAUAAAGGCUGUUCUUAUAAAAAGGAUAACAUUAAUAAUGGUGGUAAUAAUAGUAGUAAUGAUAACAAUAAUGAUAAAAUAGGAAAUGAUGUAAAUCAUAAUAUUAUGGGAUUCUUUGAAAAAUCCUCUGGUAGGAAUGAAGACAUUUUAAAUAUGAAGAAGGAAAACGAAAAAAAAAAGGAUAAAAAUAAAAAAUCAAAUACUCUAGAAUAUUCUAAUAUGAAUAUAGAAAAUAAUAGUUCAAAAAGAAAUAUAAAGAAUAAAGAAGAAGAAAAUCAUGAUAUGCCAGGUACAUAUAAAAUAUAUUUUGACAAAUCUACUAAUAAAAAUGAUCAACAUAAAGAAUAUAUAAUACAUGAUACAGAUGAUCUAGUAUAUAAAAUCAAUAUAGACGAUAUAGAUCAAAAUGAUAUGAAUGAAAUAAUAGCUUUUAAUAAAGAAUAUUUAUUUAAUAAGGGAGAACUUUCAAAUUUUACAUAUGACCCUUAUUCAAAUAAUUUUGAGACUGAUGAAUCAGAUAGUAGUAAAUUAUCUAAAGAAAGCUAUGAAUCGAGUUCAUCUUAUGAAAAUCAGUUUUAUGAUAGUUUUUAUAAUGAUAUUCAAUACAAGGACAGAAAAAAACAUUCAAACAUUUAUGUAUUUAAGGAAAGAAAAAAAAUAAAAAAUUAUGUAGAAAAAAUUCAAGAUCCUUUAUGGGUACCCCAAGGAACGUGCAAGAGGUUUUUGGGGCAUUCUAAUACUGCAUGUGAAAUGAAUGAAAUAGCAUUUUGGAAUAAUGAUGUUAUAUUGGCUGCUUCUGAUAACGGCGAGGUUUAUUUUUGGAGUAUAAAAGAUGGAAAACUAUUAAAUGUUAUAAGGAGUCAUUCAAAUAACGUAAAUUGUGUUCAAGUACAUCCACAAGGGACAUGUUUAGCUACAUGUGGUCUUGAAAAUUAUAUAAAAAUAUGGAAACCCCAGGACACUGCUGAAUUUGUUUUUGUAAUAAAAAAUGAACAAAAUAUAUAUAUUAAAAUGAAUACCUUAGACAAAAAUGUUGAAAAAAUGUUGUCUAAAAACCAAAAACAUAUAGAAUCGUCAUACACGCAGUACUAUAAUUAUAUUAAUUUUUCACCCGUUCUUAAAAAAGCAAAGAAAUAUAUGAAUUAUAUUUACAGAAAUUAA